Molecule: messenger RNA, 1110 nt
Organism: Laetiporus sulphureus 93-53
Lineage: Eukaryota; Fungi; Basidiomycota; Agaricomycetes; Polyporales; Laetiporaceae
Exons: 2
Coding region: 61-1110 (349 amino acids)
Molecular function (GO): protein binding
Source: RefSeq, a predicted model, not a curated record
CGCGUCGGGCAUAUCUCUGACCAGGGCCUUGUAGCUAUCUUGUACUAGAUCACCAACACGAUGUCGGACGCUGCCCGCACCAGCCAGCACCAUGUAGCACUGUACUUCGAUGACGGGAACGUCGUGCUCUCAGCUUUGUCACAGGAAGGACGACGCCAAUAUUUCCGCGUGCAUCAAUCCAUUCUGUCCAGGCACUCCCCAGUGCUUGCCGACUUAUUUGCAAUGCCUCCUCUGCAGUCAACGACGUCACAAACUGCUUUGGAAGAAACGUACGAUGGCGUCGUCCAUGUGCAGAUGCCAGACAGCGCGGAGGAUCUAGCGAGCUUUCUAGGCGUACUGUACGAUCCACUAGGAGCCGCGUACAAGCGCUUCAAUCCAAAUACACCCGUGCUCGUAGAAGGCACGCUCAAGCUCGCUACAAAAUACGAGUGCGACGCGCUCCGGGCGCGGAUCGUCGAGAACAUCGAGGCAGACUGGCCACAGACCCUCGCGCAGUGGGAUGCCCGCCGGGCAGAAUUCAUCCUCGCGCGGUCCGAACACACACAGCAGUUCACCGGCAAGGUGAACGGGCUCUACCUCGACGACCGCCUCCCGGAACCUGCGUCCGCCAUCCGCAUAGCCUCCGACUAUAACAUCCCGAGCAUCCUCCCUGCCGCGUUCUACCAGCUCGCGCUUCUCAGCACGGACGCCGACUGGGACGCGUACCGCGCGAACCCGGGCAAGAACCUGCGCUUCGGGGCGCGCUCCGCGCGGUGGCGGCUCCUUGAUACGCAUGACCUGCUACGACUCGUGCACGGCCAGCGGGAGCUCGCAGCGUACACGCGCAGCAUCGGAACGGACAUCUUCGGCAGGCGGUGUCAGCGCGGGAUUAAGAGCUGCACGAAGGCGCGCGCGGAGUGCUGGAGAUACUUCCAGGAGAACGCCCCCGUCUCGAUGGACGACCCUCUGGACAUCUUGUAUGACUGUUCGAGGCUCGACACCCUCUUCGAAGACGAUGUGCCGUGUGCGCAAUGUGUACAAGACAUCUCAACAAUGGCGGAGAGGAAAAGAAGGGAGCUGUGGAGAAGCCUGCCGGCCUUCUUCAACCUUGUUCGCACCGGUGUGGAAUGA